This is a messenger RNA of Panicum hallii, 2487 nucleotides long. Its product is annotated as pentatricopeptide repeat-containing protein At3g49730-like. Bases 41 to 1840 code for a protein of 599 amino acids. Gene Ontology annotation, molecular function: protein binding. Lineage: Eukaryota; Viridiplantae; Streptophyta; Magnoliopsida; Poales; Poaceae. The record is from RefSeq and is a predicted model, not a curated record. The transcript is spliced from 3 exons.
CACAACCCCCACCUCCCCCGCCACGGCCCAAGGAGCCACCAUGCGGAUGCGGCGCCUCCUCUCCGUUCCCUUUCGCCGCGGUCUCUCCGCCGCCGCCACCGCCGAUCCCAGCCUGGCCUCCUCUGCGGAACACGCGUACCGCCUCCUCCGCCGCCACCACUCCGACCCGCAGAGGCUCGCAGCCGCGCUGUCCGCCUCGGGCCUCGACCCCUCCUCGCCACACCUCCUCGACGCCGUCCUCCGCCGCUGCGGCGCCGCCUCCUCCCUCGCUCUGCACUUCUUCCACUGGUGCUCCCCGUCGCUGCCCUCGCCGCUCCCGUCCUCCCUCGCGCUCCUCGCCAAGUCCAUCUCCCGCUCCUCCUCCUCCGCGCCGUCCCCCUCCCUCCUCGCGCCGCUCCCCUCCCAGCUCCUCGGCCCCUCCCUCCUCUGCCCUGUCCUCCGCCGCCUCCCGCAACCGCGCCUCCUGCCGUUCGCGCUCUCGCUACUCUCCGCCCGCCCCGACCACGAUCACCCCGCCCUCUUCCUCUCCCUCCUCGAGUCCCUCUCCAAGGCCGGCCACGUCGCCACCGCCGAGCAGCUUGUCGAGGAGCUCCAGCCCCGGAUUCCACUUUCGCUCCGCCACUACACGGCUCUGCUUUACGGGUGGUGCCGCCAGGGCAAGCUCGACGAGGCUAAGCACGUGCUGGCUCGCAUGAAGGCUGCGGAUGUCGCCCUCGACGUCGUGGCCUUCAACACUCUGCUCGCCGGCUUCGUAGCGGACGGGAGGUUCGAGGACGCGUUCGAGCUCGCGCGGGAGAUGGAGCGGCGUGGCUGCCCGCCGAAUGCGGUGUCGUACACCACCCUGAUGCAGGGGCUGGGCGCGAGGGGGAGGGUCGAUGAGGCCAUGCGGGUGUUUGUGGAAAUGCGGAGGAAGGGAUGCGCGCCGGAUGCCCUCACAUACGGCACACUGGUUAGUGCGUUUUGCAAGACUGGCAAGAUAUCCCAGGGGUACGAGUUCUUGGACGCCAUGUCAAGGGAAGGCCUGCGGGUGGAUGCUGCCGUGUACCAUGGGUUCUUUACAGCGCAUGAGAAGAAGGAACAGCUCGAGGAGUGCUUGGAACUGAUGGAGAGGAUGAGGGAGUGCCGGUGUCCGCCAGACCUCAAGAUAUACAAUGUGGUGAUUCGGUUGGCCUGCAAGCUUGGGGAGACCAAGCAGGCCAUUGCAUUGUGGAAUGAGAUGGAAAAUGGUGGUCUCAGUCCUGGGGUCGAUACAUUUGCUAUCAUGGUCAGUGGGCUUGUUGGGCACGGGGCACUGAUUGAGGCGUGUAGUUAUUUUAAGGACAUGGCUGGGCGGGGGCUCUUCGUUGCACCACAAUAUGGAGUGCUGAAGGACCUCCUCAAUGCGCUGGUCAGAGAUGAGAAACUUGAGCUUGCAAAGGAUGUUUGGGAAUGUAUUGUUAGCAAAGGCUGUGAGCUCAACGUGAGUGCAUGGACCAUCUGGAUCCAUGCAUUGUACGCUAAGAAACAUGUCAAGGAGGCCUGCUUGUAUUGCUUAGACAUGCUUGAGGCAGGCCUGAUGCCACAGCCUGACACAUUUGCGAAGCUGAUGAAGGGAUUGAAGAAGCUCUACAACCGUCAGAUUGCAGCUGAAAUCACUGAGAAGGUGAGGAAGAUGGCUGAGGAGAGACAUGUUAGCUUUAAGAUGUAUAAGAGACGUGGGGUGAGGGAUCUUGAAGAGAAACCUAAAGCAAAGAGAAGGAGAGGGCAGAAAAAGAAUCGCCAUAGGCAGUCUGGUCAUGGUCAGUCUAGUAGUAAUGCUGAGCUUUUGGAUGCUUCCGAUAAAGAAGAAUUUUCUGGCUAAGUUAAAGUAGGAUUUGUAGAGGGCAAUGCAUCUCUGCUUAGUUGAAUUGUUCCAGGGAUUAGUGGACUUACAAAGCAAUAAAGAAGGAAAUGCUGGUGAUGGUACCUGAACAUCAAUGCAGUAUCCUUAUGCCAAAGAUGUAUCAGGUUUCAGUCUUCAGCCAAGAGCCAAGUGGUAUCUUGAUUACGUCUGAAGUUCAUGGUCCAAUAUCUGUUCAUGCAGAUAUUUGGAGGAUUACUGACCCAGAGGAGGGAUUUGAUUCAUAGUAGCUUCCCUCCAUAGAUUUGGCAGCCAGGAGUUGCAGCUGGCAGCUGCAUUUGAUGUUGCAGAAUGGCACUGCUCAAGCUGCAAUAGCUGUCUAAUACCACCAGAGGCACUUCAACUGGCAAUCUGGCAUGAAUCGAAGAUGCCGGGGGUAUGAAGUGGCGCCCUGCUACAUCAUUUGAGGAAUUAUUCCUCUUGAUUUACUUGCUUACCCAUUACUUUUGCAAGUUUAUCUAAUGCAAUUAGCUAAAGAACAGUCACCGUGACGAUUCAGGCUUUAAACCCUAUUCAUGAACCACCUGUGUUAUAAUAUGUCCUUUCUGAUAACUCAGGUUUGCUGAGAAAAAUAUGCACGAGUUAAGGUGGGUACUCGUGUUCUUCCA